This is a messenger RNA of Geodia barretti, 672 nucleotides long. The record is from the annotation of a GenBank genome assembly. NCBI's taxonomy places the organism in Eukaryota, Metazoa, Porifera, Demospongiae, Tetractinellida, Geodiidae.
AUGCAAACCGCAACCGACGCGCCUGCUCCCGCUACAGAGACGGAAGAAUCACCACGCCCGCUCGCGGAACUCCACCUCUCGACACCUAAAACAAGUUAUGCUGCGAAAGAAGAGAUCCCUCUUGAACUCAAUAUUCAGAACGGUAAAUUUGACCUUCUCGUGCCUUUUUUUAGUGUUGCGACAAAGGGUGCCUUUACGCAGAUAACAGUGACGGACGCGAACGGACAAGUUGUCGAACCGAAGCGCGCGAUUACACAAGAGAAUCCACCGAAAUAUGUAACGCAAGACGGAAAAUCGAUCCGCUGUAUUCACGGGUUUGAGUUCAAAGCGGACUCAAAUCAAGAACUGACAUUGAAAGAUUUGCAGCGAUACUAUCAGUUACAAUCCGGUACUUACACCGCAACGCUUGCGAUUGAGUUGGAGAUUUACCGGGAAUCCAUAAUCGAGCAACACCCAGAAGUGCUUGAAUUGCAACGGGAUCUGACACGAAUUCAGAGCGACCCGAAUCUUCAAACUGCUGCAAAGCAGGACGCGCUCAACUAUUACCAGGAGCAGAUAAAGUUCAUUAAAGAGAGACACAAGGAAGUGGUGAAGGAUGUUUACCUCCCUGUCAAAUCGCGUCGUGGGAAGACAUCACUUGUAUCUAACCAGAUUACACUAAGGAUAGAAUAA